GGAAGAUGUUCUCUACUAGGUACGGAGAUGUUACUCUAAAUUGAUCGCGCCAUCAGCUUCACGUCCGCGAAUCCAGCGCCAGGUACAUGUACCCGCCUGCAGCCUGCGCAGCGAUUCAAUGGGCGCCAGCCUCUCAGCCCGUGGCCCCAUGUGGACGUCACUUGCUGCAAUCCUCGCGAUUCUCCUCGUCACUGUCCACCAGCUAGGACAACCUCCAGAGGGAUUGAAGCCGAAAGUCUUCGUCUUGGGGCUGUCGAAGACGGGCACCACCUCGAUUGGCGAUGCUCUGGAGCGAUUGGGAUAUAGACGCUUAGGAUGGAGAGACAUUCGCAGUCGACAUAGCUGUCACACGUGGGCGAAUGGCGACCUGUCUGCCCUGGAGGAUCUCACCCGAUACUACGACGCAUUUGAAGAUUUGCCUUGGCCGAUGGUCUACAGAGAGAUGGCCGAGCGCUUCCCGAGCUCCAAGUUCGUGCUGAGCUUGAGAAAAGAUGAAGACACAUGGUUGCGAAGCAUGGACAAGCACAUGGGACGCGGCGAGUGGAUGCCAUAUGCACAAUUCUUCGGCGCGACCAAGUUUCAGGGCAAUGAGGAUACCAUACGCCAGUCGUAUCGGAAUCACACUCAGCGCGUCAGGGAAUACUUUCAAGAUAAACCAGAGCGGUACAUGGAGAUGAUCAUUGACGACGGCGACAUCAAUUGGGAUGUGCUCUGUCGAGUUGCGCAAUGCCCCGGAGGCAACGUGCCUACAAUCAGCUUCCCCAAGUCGAAUCCUGCUUCGGCAUGGGAUAUGGGCCUCUUGCAGAAGAGCAUCAGCUUCUGCCGGGGAUGGACCAUCACCAGAAUGGAAGAAAUACUAGCCAAAUACUAUUACGAGCGAGAUGCGAAGGAGGUCAAGGCACUACUUCGAACAUUAUGGAAAUGUUAUGACUUUGUGGAGCGGGCAUAUACUGAGCUCGAAUUCAAGAUUGUGGCAUGGUUUUCACCCCCUUUGACCACAAGUUCUGACAGGCAUAUCUCAUGACAGAUUGGACCACCAGCAGUAGUUCGUCAAAUAUAAUGUA
Sphaerulina musiva SO2202 is the source of this 1064-nucleotide messenger RNA. RefSeq lists its product as uncharacterized. Bases 119 to 1024 code for a protein of 301 amino acids. NCBI's taxonomy places the organism in Eukaryota, Fungi, Ascomycota, Dothideomycetes, Mycosphaerellales, Mycosphaerellaceae. The transcript has a single exon. The record is from RefSeq and is a predicted model, not a curated record.